Messenger RNA from Brassica oleracea var. oleracea, 587 nucleotides. RefSeq names its product glutaredoxin-C9-like. The record is from RefSeq and is a predicted model, not a curated record. Bases 43 to 456 code for a protein of 137 amino acids. NCBI's taxonomy places the organism in Eukaryota, Viridiplantae, Streptophyta, Magnoliopsida, Brassicales, Brassicaceae. The transcript has a single exon.
CGUUCCCCUUCCUCAUUAACAUAUUUAAAUCAUUUUUGAACAAUGCAAGGAACGAUUUCUUGUACAAGGCAUUAUAAUAUGAUCCCUGCCGCUGAAUCUCCUCGACCGCUGCCACUUAAAACUGAGAAAACCGGCGAGAAUGUUCGUACGUUGGUGGAGGAGAACGCGCUGAUCGUGAUUGGACGGAGAGGUUGUUGUAUGUGCCACGUUGUCAAGAGCCUGCUUCUUGGACUUGGAGUAAACCCAGCGGUUCUUGAGAUCGAUGAUCAGGAGAAGGAAGAGGAAGUUAUGAGUGAGCUAGAAAGGAUUGGCGUUGAAGGCGGCAGAGAAAGGGUGAAAUUACCGGCGGUUUAUAUAGGAGGGAGGUUGUUUGGAGGGCUAGAUAGGGUUAUGGCCACUCAUAUCUCCGGUGAGUUGGUUCCAAUUCUUAAGGAUGUUGGAGCUUUGUGGUUGUGAUUGUAUUCAAAUGAUUUAUUUUCCUUAAAUAUAUGUUGAAUCUUGAUUCGGCAAUGGAUGUUUAUUCUUUAGGCUUUAUGAUGGACCAAUGAUUUCGUAUCUAUAAUAAAAUCGAAGAAUGGUUAAAGUCA